GUGUAGCAGUCAAUCUCGGUGAAACUGGGAAGGGCGGGCAGGAGGGCAGAGAAGCCGCUCACCCAGGCACAAAGCGACUCCAAAGGGAUGGUCCGCGGUGUACAGGGAGCUGCGCUCAGGGGACCUUGCGCCCGUCCCGUCUGCUGCACACAGGGCAACCGGGACCUCCCGCAGCGCUGACUAGCGGGGCGGGUGCAAGGACAUGGCGGGGUCUCUGCGCCCGGCCUCCUCCCCUGACUAUCAAAGCAGCGGCCGACUGUUGGGGUCCACCACGCCUUCUGUCUGCCCCACUGCUUCUUGGGGUCUCUCUUGGAAAGUCCAGUCUCUCCUCGGCUUGCAAUGGACUCCAACUGCUCCUGCGCCGCUGGUGGCUCCUGCACCUGCGCCGGCUCCUGCAAGUCCAACGAGUGCAAAUGCACCUCCUGCAGGAAGAGUGAGUGCGGAGCCAUCUCCAGGGUCUGGGGCUGUGGCUAAGGCUGCUGCUCCUGCUGCCCCGUGGGCUGUGCCAAGUGUGCCCAGGGCUGCAUCUACAAAGGGGAGUCAUAGAAGUGCAGCUGCUGCGCCUGAUGCCAGGACAGCCUUUCUCCCAGAUGUUAAUAGAGAGACAGGUACAAACUUGGAUUUAUUUUUUUUAUACCACCUUGACCCAUUUGUUACAUUCCUUUUCCUGUGAAAUAUGUGAGUGAUGAUUAAACACUUUAGACCUGA
Messenger RNA from Rhinopithecus roxellana (golden snub-nosed monkey), 708 nucleotides. RefSeq names its product metallothionein-2-like. The transcript has 3 exons. Lineage: Eukaryota; Metazoa; Chordata; Mammalia; Primates; Cercopithecidae. Gene Ontology annotation, molecular function: metal ion binding. The record is from RefSeq and is a predicted model, not a curated record. Bases 340 to 474 code for a protein of 44 amino acids.